AUACCACUACGAAGACUUAAUGAGCAUCAAGAUUUGGUAUACCACUUCCACAAAAGUUUUGACAGCAAGGCUCGUGGUCAGGCCGGGAGAACGUGUAUUUAUGGAGGCCGCCAUCUUUAAAAGAAAGAAAAUCAACGAGGGACUGGCGGGCUGCAACCAUCUGCUUUCAAUUGAAAGACCUGCCGUCCUUGGUGACGAUCGUGUACGGAAACUGGAAGUCCCAUUUGGAUCACCUCAUGAGGCAGAAAUAGCUCACAAGUCAUUGAGUGUAGAUCCUGAACCAAGUCGGACGCCAACAUUCUCUCGUGGUAUUUAUGGAUUUGUGCUCUACUUGGCAUCCUAUUUGGGGCUGGCUCUAUUCCUCAUUUGGGCAUAUGUUCCUGAAAAUGUGCUGCCAAUGGGCUCCUUGCCCAGCAAGUAUUGGGCAAUUGCAAUCCCAGCAUUCUUCUUUACAGCACUGAUUCUGUUUGUUUUCUGUUUUUAUCCUGGCCUUAUCUUGCUCAUGACAUCCAACCUCGAAGAUUCUCACACCAUCGUCGAUGAACAUUCCAAGGCCCUGCAAGCUGUAACUGCUGAUGACGGAGAUCCUCGCAAGAUUCCUCCACUUGCCGACAUCCCAUUGUGUGAAGGCAACAGCUAUUAUACUAUUCAUAUCCCUACUACUUGCCCUUCUUUUGAGUUCAAGAGCUGGGCCAGCCUAGAGCAGUGGUCAGCAAGAGGUAGUUCACAGACCAGAUCCAAGCCCUGUGAAAUUCAGUUACUGACCACUGGCUUAGAGGCUCACUGCUCAGAUAUCAACAUCAGA
Messenger RNA from Darwinula stevensoni, 805 nucleotides. The record is from the annotation of a GenBank genome assembly. NCBI's taxonomy places the organism in Eukaryota, Metazoa, Arthropoda, Ostracoda, Podocopida, Darwinulidae.